Symbiodinium necroappetens is the source of this 915-nucleotide messenger RNA. The record is from the annotation of a GenBank genome assembly. NCBI's taxonomy places the organism in Eukaryota, Dinophyceae, Suessiales, Symbiodiniaceae.
AUGGGAUCAGCGCCACCAGCUCGGCUACAGACAGUACGUUUCCAUUUUCGCCGUGGUCUCCAUGAUNNUCGCCAUGUUCGCGAGGGACGAGGGGUUCGUGUCUCGAUGCGGCAGUACUUCCAUGCCGCAUGGGGUCUCUUUCAGAGCAGGGCGGUUGCCGGCGUUGGUCUCUUCUACUUCGUAAGGGGUGUGAUCGCGAAACUCUUCACCACAGCGGGCAUGUGGGUCAUGAUGGAGUGGGCCGGUGUGAAGAGCUUGCAAAUGCAGUUGUGCUCCAUGCUUGGCGUCUUCGCAUCCUUGUUCGGCAGCUGGCUCUUGCAGAAGUACAUGCUGAAUGUAAGCUGGCGAAAGAUCAUGGUGGUCGCCACGGUCGUUGGUGUAGCUUUGGAUGCCAUUCCGACGUUUCUGACCAUCUUUGGUGUGGUGCGAAACGAGUACUUCUUCCUUGGCGAGUCUGUCGUCAGUGCUGUGCCCGAGUCCAUGGCUGUUCUUGUCAGCAGCUUCAUUGUGAACGAGUUGGCCGACAGUUCCAAUUGUGGCUUGAUGGCAGGGCUCUUCACCACCAUCAACAACGUGGCAAAUCCGCUGGGAUUGUUGCUGGGGAACCAGAUUUUCGGGUUGUUCCAGCCAGCGCUCUACGAUCAAGACAACUUCGUGGAGGAUACACCGGCCUUCCGCUGGACGGUGGGCUAUUCUUACGCCCUGACCUAUGCCCUCAUCCUCGUGCCACUCUUCAUCCUGCGUUUGCUUCCGAGCCAGAAGAGCCACGCUCAAAGACGCAAGCGGGAAUGGAGGCACAGGUGUUACUACGCAGUGGUGGCAGCGAUUGUGUUGAGCGUAUCGCUCGCGUACACCUUGGUGGGUGACGUCUUCGACAUGGAUCCAGUCCUGGCCUGCCACAGGUUCGUNNGCUAA